Clonostachys byssicola is the source of this 1491-nucleotide messenger RNA. The record is from the annotation of a GenBank genome assembly. NCBI's taxonomy places the organism in Eukaryota, Fungi, Ascomycota, Sordariomycetes, Hypocreales, Bionectriaceae.
AUGGCUCAGACAAAGCGACGUGUCGCGGUGAUUGGUACCGGCCCCGCGGGUGCUAUCACGACGGACGCUUUGGUGAAGGAACAAGCUUUCGAGACCAUCAGGGUUUUCGAGAGACAAGACAAGAUUGGAGGAACUUGGGUUUUCCAUGGUGAUCGACCUGCUCCUCAAAGCGUCACCCUGCCCAUCGGGGGCAGAUCAGCACCAAAGGCCAAGAAUAUACCGUCGAGCUUUCCGUGUCAGCUGCCCAAACCUCAAGAUGAUGUUUGGGAGACUGCUGCCCAUGAGAAUUUGCACAGCAACCUACCUCCUGAAAUCAUGUGCUUCACACAAGAGCCAAUUCCUCACGUGGUUUCUGAGCAUAUUCUGAACCAUUACGGUGCAGAUGCCCCGUUCCGCCAUAGGGAACUCAUCCGUGAAUGGAUAGAGACCAUCUUUCACACUCGAGGGAAUGAGAAGCUCGUGGAGUUCAAUACGUCCGUCGAGCUCGCUGAGAAAGUUGGAGAUCAAUGGAUUCUGACACUUCGCAAGUCUGUUAAAGGCGAACACAAGGAAUCCUGGUGGCAGGAAACUUUCGAUGCGCUAGUUGUAGCUACUGGUCAUUAUAACCUCCCCUGGGUGCCAGAUAUUCCUGGUCUGGCCGAUUAUGAUGCCAAAUAUCCCGGAAGAAUCAGGCAUACCAAGCAUUAUAGGGAUCCAAGUGAUUACAAGGACAAGGUACUUGAUUGGCUUAUACAUUUCUGUUUCAACUCUUUAGGAAGUAACACUGAUUGGAUAUUUGCACAGCGUGUCGUGGUAGUUGGUGGCUCUGUGUCUGCCUUCGACGCCUUACAUGAUAUCAGGACUACUUCAAAACACCCCGUCAUAUCAUCAAUGCGAAAGCCGUCGGCUAUAUUUGGCGCGCCGCCAUUCAAACAUCCUCACAUUCAGAACCAUUCAGAAAUCGCGUCCUUUGAUUCUGAAACUGGCAGGAUCAACUUUACGGAUGGAGGAUUUGUUGACGACGUAGAUGUAGUGCUGUUCGCAACCGGCUACGAAUUUGACUUUCCGUUUUUACCAGAUAUCAAUAUCGUCAACAGAAGGAUCCCAGGCUUGUAUCAACACGUAUUCCUCGCCAGAGAUCCGAGUCUUGCCUUCGUAGGCAUGGUAACUGGUGGAUUUGGACUUCGCAUCUUUGAGUGGCAGGGAGUCACUGUAGCUCGAGUAUUUGCUGGAAGAGCAAAACUUCCCUCGCGGGAGGAAAUGGAAACGUGGGAGAAUGAGAGAGUUUUAACGGUCGGAGACGGCAUCCCAUUCUGGGUCCUUAACCCAGACUUCGAGACUCCUUUUGAGUCUUACCGGGCUCUUGCAGGAGAGCCUGCCCCAGGUACAACAGGUAGGGUCUUACCCAAGUAUGAUCCACAAUGGGCAGAUGCUUUUUGGGGACUCGUAAGCUAUAGAACAAAGUGGUGGGAGAAGGAGGAAAAUGAGGCCAAGGCCAUAAAGAACUCCUAG